CCUUCCCUUCCCUUCCCUUCCCUUCCCUUCUUCCCAGCAGAGAAGGCCAUGGUUUGUUUCGGGAGCAUGUUCAUCGAGCUGCCGAAGGCAAAGACCCGGGAGAUCCUGCGGCAGGACCAGGAAGAGCUGGAUGAGGCGAUAAACAACCUCCGGAAAGAGCUCCGGGUGAAGGUCAACCAGCUCUAUGAAGCUCAAGGCAAACCUGAGCUGAAGGGGUUUAACCUGAAUCCUAUGUCUGCCGAGGAAAUGAAACUCAUCAACCGCAUCCUGGAGGGCUGAGGUGGCCAUGCCAUUGUCACAGCGUGUUUGGCUGUCACUGUGGGUUCAUGUUUCCAUAGCCACAGUCCUUGGGAUUUGCCUUGGGACUGCUGUGUCCAGAGCCCACCCAGGUGAGGGCCCUGGGAAUCAUUUGGCUGCUCAGCUACAACACUGCAGUUUGUUUGGAUCACAAACCCCUUUUCCUUGCUGGAACUCAGGUGGCAGAGCCGUGCUGGGUGCAGCACUGGGCAAAGGCCCACGGCUGGGGUGGAGGUGGGAUCAUUAAAAUCAGAGCAGUGGGACAUUUCCUGA
Cyanistes caeruleus (blue tit) is the source of this 570-nucleotide messenger RNA. The record is from RefSeq and is a predicted model, not a curated record. NCBI's taxonomy places the organism in Eukaryota, Metazoa, Chordata, Aves, Passeriformes, Paridae.